Molecule: messenger RNA, 855 nt
Organism: Papaver somniferum (opium poppy)
Lineage: Eukaryota; Viridiplantae; Streptophyta; Magnoliopsida; Ranunculales; Papaveraceae
Exons: 3
Coding region: 1-855 (284 amino acids)
Molecular function (GO): RNA-DNA hybrid ribonuclease activity; nucleic acid binding
Source: RefSeq, a predicted model, not a curated record
AUGUUGGAUUUGGGUAGGUAUCUGUCAAGGUUUAUAAAUUGUGAAAAACAUUACAUCUUAGAAGUUGGUGAUGGUAGUACUAUCAAAAUUUGGAGGGAUAACUGGAUUCCAGGAAUUCAAGGUCCUCCAAGAGCUCCUAUUAUUGCUAUGAACCCUUCUCAUGUUAAUCAACUGAUUGAUAGUAAUAUAAAAACUUGGAGGUUAGAUAUGUUGAAUGCUAUUUUUGAUCAUGAUAUUGUUUCUGCUAUUACUGAGAUUACUAUCUAUGGUAAAGAUAAACUUAGGUGGAAACCAACUGAUAAUGGGCAGUUCUCUGUUAAAACUGCUUAUAAAGUCAUCCUUAAUGACUAUCUAGUUAAACAUCCCACUAAAAACAAUCUUAACAUAGCAUGGAACUCUUUUUGGAAUGUGAACUAUAAGGUAUUUACAGAGGUGAAUGUAUCCUCCAUUAUUAAUACUAUUAUAGCUGAAUUGGGAAGUUGGUCUGCAAGCGUAACUUCUAUUCAAUCCAGCAAUAAUAAUGACAUAAUUGCUCCUUUGUGGACCGUCUCAACAUAUAAUGUUGAUAAAAUUAAUUUUGAUGCUGCAUUCAUUAAAGAUUCUGGUGCUUAUGGGUUUGGACUAAUCUGUAAAAACAUUUCAGGGAUCUGCAAUGGACUGCGAGGAGGAUAUGGUAAAGCCUUAGACACUGAACAAGCUGAAGUUAGAGCUUUACUUGAAGCUGUUUUGUGGGCUAAAGAACAAGGAAAGCUUUCAAUUCACCCGGAGGAAGAAUGUAGCAAUGUGAUCAAUGCUUUGAAUGGGAAAUUUUCAGCAAUAAAGUGGACUACUGCAAAUUUAAUUUUGACGCACUAA